AUGGAAAACUACGGUCUUGUUUCCUCGGAUCCGUCGUGGACCUGGAUCGUGGAGAAGCAAUGCUAUGUCUCCUGGUCAGACAAUGAGGAAGAUUUGAAAGAGCUGGGAGAGACCUCGCCCAGGAACUGUACAUCGAGACUCACUCUCAACAUCGGCCGGCGUCCGGAGAGCGAUGAGUUACUAAUCGCUCUGCAUCUUCCAAUAUUGGAGCGGGGCAAAAAGAACGCUCGAGAUAUGUUCAUGAUCAUACCAAACACUUUCGACAAAUCUCAGCUGGACAAGACCUUUCCGUCCGUGCAAAAACCUGGACGGGCAAAAUUGAACAGUGCCGGAUUUGCGUAUUGUAAUCUGUUCCACAUUCCGGUUACUGUGGCCGAACCAUGUACCGUCAUCAUGCCUCAGAGGAAACGUCAAAAGUCCAUGGAAGGCACAGCACACGUCUUGGUGUCAAAGUUGAAAUCACUGUCAGAGUCCUUGUCAUUCGACAUAUACACCAGGUUCGACACAUUCGCACAGGUGCAGCUUCGCAAGGCAUUUACAGAAAUCGAUCAGCUCAACAUGCCUUCGCUGCUACUGGAAAGCAUGUACAACGGAUGUGGAGGUAGGGUCAACGAGUGGCAAUACCAAGGGCUCAAUCUCGAACCUCAGAGCACGAGAAACUCGUUCAAUCCUGAAGCACCUCAACGAGCAUCGCCACAGCCGCCUCCUUAUACUCGAGACAACAUUACAUCACUUGAUUCGAACGCGUCUCAGCCCCCUGAGCCACUGCGAGAGUUCCAAGUGCCCUUCAGUGAUGCCGAUGUUGCUCCCAUAUCAAUGCACAAAGACAGUGACGGUGAAGGGAUACCAGAGACACCUUUCUACGCCCGCAUGCAACGGAUAUUGGAUUAUCGAUCUCCAGACAUCAACUACCGCCGUGAGGACUGUUCAAAGCGUGCCGCAAUUGUCGAUCUGCUGCCUGAUGCACGCCGUGUAAAGCAGAUUCGCGCCCGUCACUCGCCUCUGAUCAGACCCUCCAAACGGGAAGCUUCUGCCCCAGUCAUUGUCGGCGCUUCAACUGCUGUCGGACCUGAUGAUGUGGCGGUUGCCACAGGGCAUGGUGUAACUUCACCUACGGGCCCAUCGGCCGACAAGUUGGAGGAGAAUUCGUGGCAGUUGUUCGCAUCAACCCCAGCUUCUCUCUCCAUAGACCGGGACGCAGAGAAGACGGUUGCUGUGCAUCGCGAUGCCAGUCUGCCGUUCGACAAAGCCGAAGAGAUAGCACGCUGGCUACAUGGUGCUUGGAAUGUUUUGCCAGACGCCCACCAUGUACUCCGUUCCGAGCUUCUCGCUCUUGGGGCCGCAGAGGACGCAAGUUGUUUUGCAGAGCUCCGCAUCGACUGCUCGACAAACCUCGCUUUCGCCACCGCCCGAAUCACCAAGCAAACCUUGGUCGAAGCGGCGACGGACGCGUCAGAAGUGCAGCAAGUCAGAGAAGUCGUGCAGUGGGUGAACGGAGUGAAAUCUGGCACCGAUAUUGCAUUGCUGCAUGACCUUGUGACUCUAGCAGGGGCCGCGAUAGACGUGGCAGAUUGUGUUUUUCAGGAGAAGCGACAGAAUCAGCAAAGAUUCUCGGUGCUCAAAGCGAGGUGUAUCGCCUCUGCGUGCGUUUUAUGA
This is a messenger RNA of Aureobasidium namibiae CBS 147.97, 1656 nucleotides long. RefSeq lists its product as uncharacterized. The transcript has a single exon. Bases 1 to 1656 code for a protein of 551 amino acids. NCBI's taxonomy places the organism in Eukaryota, Fungi, Ascomycota, Dothideomycetes, Dothideales, Saccotheciaceae. The record is from RefSeq and is a predicted model, not a curated record.